This is a messenger RNA of Debaryomyces hansenii CBS767, 486 nucleotides long. Its product is annotated as DEHA2D03938p. The record is from RefSeq and is a predicted model, not a curated record. NCBI's taxonomy places the organism in Eukaryota, Fungi, Ascomycota, Pichiomycetes, Serinales, Debaryomycetaceae. The transcript has a single exon. Bases 1 to 486 code for a protein of 161 amino acids.
AUGAUACUUUUAAAUUUGAUAUAUGUGUUAUGGGUGGUCGUUGUACCAAUCAUAUGUCAUACACCCGAUGAGCAGUUAUUAGCUCGUGAACCAAGUAAAUUAACAGGAUGUAUAGUUAUAUUUACGCCACAUUAUGAUCCAACAACUCCACAGCAAGUAACUGAAACGAAUGAUCGAAUUAGAAUUCUCAUGGAUAGCUAUAGGAAAUAUGUUGAGAACGAAUUAGAGAAUACGGUUAAAUUUGAAUAUUCUACGGUGUUUUACGGAAUGGCGAUUGAGUUCAAUAAUUUGGACAAAAUUCAUGAAAUGAUUAUCCAGAGCCUGUCUAUAGAAGUGGAUAGGCUAGAUAUUGACAAUUACGAAUUAAUGGAACUGGAGAUCAAGAAAUUGUUCCAAAACUACAGGAAGGAUGAAUUAAGUAAAUAUGGAAUCGACUUGGUUUAUCAAUCGGACACACCUGUGUCUAUUGAUGAGCCAAUGAUGUAA